GUUGAGCUGUCCCAAGGCCUGCCACCAAAUCGGCUGAAAAUCCGACUUGAUCGAUAUCAACCGAAGGACACAGACAGGCAGUACUACAACUGGUUCAAUGGCGGUGUUGAGCAAAAGUACCAUACACCUGCAUACGGGAUUGAAAAUCUGAAUGUUGCCCUCCAAGGGAUCGAGGGCUUCAUGCGGGAUAACUCAGAGACGUAUGUUGAGGCAUACCUGAAGGACGCAACUGAGAUUACGCGAAAGACAUUUCGGACUGCUCAGCAGAACAAGGUUGGUGUCCGGUCUCAUCGGCAUCUCCCCCUCGUCGAAGAAGCAUUGAAGCUCUGGGUCGGCUGCCGCUUCAUCGAAGAGCCUUGGAGCAUCAUCGGCUCCGAAACCCUCGACCAAUCCACCGACCCCAACCCCGCCUCCCCCUAUCACACCAAGAUCCCCAUCCCGCCCAUCGUCGACCUGCAGAUUGACCUCAUCGUCAUCAACGAGAUCCUGCAGCCGAAACUCAAGAGGAUCCUCAAUAUGCUGAAGGCGAUGCUCGAAUCGAGCGAUCCGUGGAAUAAUUGGUUUGAGAUAUACUUGGCGUAUUUUAUUCUGCUGCAUAAUGUUGAGUUGACGAUGGCGCAUGAUGCGUGGUUUGUGAAGCGGAAUAAUCUCAAGCGCAAGUACUCCAACAAAAACCUCGUCGAUACAAUCAUGGGGGGUGCCACCACCUUGCUCACCUGCUUCCACUACGCGCACCAGGGCUACGCCCCUUUCUCUCAGCCCGAGCUAGAGGCA
This is a messenger RNA of Hyaloscypha bicolor E, 774 nucleotides long. RefSeq lists its product as uncharacterized. Lineage: Eukaryota; Fungi; Ascomycota; Leotiomycetes; Helotiales; Hyaloscyphaceae. The annotation marks the transcript as partial. The record is from RefSeq and is a predicted model, not a curated record. The transcript is spliced from 3 exons.